Molecule: messenger RNA, 1344 nt
Organism: Polypterus senegalus (gray bichir)
Lineage: Eukaryota; Metazoa; Chordata; Cladistia; Polypteriformes; Polypteridae
Product: eukaryotic translation initiation factor 4E-like
Exons: 7
Coding region: 316-978 (220 amino acids)
Biological process (GO): translational initiation
Cellular component (GO): cytoplasm; eukaryotic translation initiation factor 4F complex
Molecular function (GO): RNA 7-methylguanosine cap binding; translation initiation factor activity
Source: RefSeq, a predicted model, not a curated record
UCAGACGGAACAGCAGGUGAAAUUAGCUCACAAUCAGCCGUCACCGCUAAUGAACUUCAGUCCUUAUUUGGAAUCGACUUUCGGUCAAGCCAGCUCAAGCCAUCCUUUCCAUACUGACAAAGUAAAAUAAUAAUAAAAAAAGAAGAAAAAAAAAAACAACAACAAAACUCGGAUAACAUUCAUUACACGUGCACGUGACGUCAGUUUAGUGCGCAUGUUUUAAAUAUAUUACUGUGCUUCUGUUAAUUUUGUACCGCACACUUUGUGAGGCCUACGCACAGUAGCUCGAGGCGUGCUCGGCGUGUUGAUGUCGAGAUGGCGGCGGGAGUUGUGCAGUCGCUAAGUUUGGAAUCUUUGCAAGAAAAGCAAAAAGAAAAAUCUGUUAGGUUGCAUGGGAAAGAAAUAGCUACAUCCUUGGGAAAUUACAUAAAGCACCCCUUACAAAACAGGUGGGCACUUUGGUUCUAUAAGAAUGACAAAAGUAAAACUUGGCAGGCUAACCUGCAGCUUAUUACAAAGUUUGAUACUGUUGAAGAUUUCUGGGCACUCUACAACCACAUUCAAGUGGCCAGCAAGCUAUCCUCUGGAUGUGAUUAUUCUCUUUUUAAGGAUGGUGUAGAGCCAAUGUGGGAGGACAGGAGGAACAAAUGUGGUGGAAGAUGGUUAAUCACUCUGUCAAAACAGCAGCGGCACACUGAGCUUGACAAGUUUUGGCUGGAAACCCUCUUGUGCAUUAUUGGAGAGGCUUUUGAUGAUCACAGUGAUGAUGUGUGUGGAGCUGUCAUCAAUGUCCGAGCCAAAGGUGAUAAAAUUGCUCUUUGGACUACCAAUACUGAAAACCGAGAAGCAGUUACUUACAUUGGGCGCAAGUUCAAGGAGUGGUUAGGUCUGCCUGCAAAGUUGGUAAUUGGCUAUCAAGCACAUGCUGAUACAGCAACAAAGAGCAACUCCAUUACAAAAAACAAGUUUAUUGUCUAAAGGAGAACAUGAAACUUUGGAAGUAGAAUGUUGGCUCAGGAAAUCUCAUCUUCAGUGACUUUCACAGCUGAGUUGGUUUCUAUAUAGAAUCUUAUUUGGUUUAAUCUUAGAAUUAUAAAAUAAUGGUAUACCUAUAAAUUAUGUAUGUGAGAGUAAUUUAAACUAAACUAUAAUCUUGGUUUAACUUUUCAUGGCCUUGAUAUAGCAACACAGAAUAUUUUAAUUAAUGAAAAGUUUAUUUCCUCACCACUCUAUUGCAUUGUGGCCUUUGUAAAAUGUGAUGUUGUGUUCCUUUGCCCAAGCUAGAUGUGUUUAAUACAUAUUUAUAGUAAACACUGCGAAAAGGGGCUAAAACUUGGUAGUGUG